This is a messenger RNA of Paraglomus brasilianum, 1134 nucleotides long. NCBI's taxonomy places the organism in Eukaryota, Fungi, Glomeromycota, Glomeromycetes, Paraglomerales, Paraglomeraceae. The record is from the annotation of a GenBank genome assembly.
AUGACAACGCAAAUCAUAGCUACACUUCAAAUCAUAUUCACAAAAAAUCCGCCCGAGGCUGAUGUUGUGGAAGCAGCCGAGAAGGCUAUUCAAUUGAAGCAUGACCCGGUCAACAAUCAGCUUGUUACCGAAGCGCCCACUGUUAGACACAAACGGUUCAAUGGAUUCGUAGACGGUGAUAGUAGACCAAAGUCAAUCGUGUUCAUGCGGUUAACUGAAGAACAACGCGAGCGAGAUUCAAAGAGGAUGAUGCGAUAUAUUAUUGACACCAAACACUUGGCGUUUUCGCACUCAAAGCUUCAGAUACUCUCGGAAUGGUCCAAAGACGUCCUUUCACUGAUUUGGGUAAUCGACCCGACGUUUACUGAAUACAAACUUAACGACACCUCUUUGUAUCAUGAGGCGGGAUAUGACGCUUAUGUAACCAGAUUUAUAUUUGCUCACUUGGUUGCUUUUAUGCUUCAUGAAAACGAGGAAGAGAAGAGAAACGCAUACUCUUGCCUGGAUGAUGUCCCUGAAGGCGACAUUCCAGUAAAGAAGAAAGUAGAUGAUGAACCUGUCGAGGAACAGGAUGAAAAUAAUAUGGAUUCUGAAGAGAAAAAGUUUAUAGAUUUAAUGUGGACUUCUCCAAAAGUCAUUGGAUACUAUAAUAAAUUACAUUUGAUGCGAUCGGAUUUCAAAUACCUUAAUCUGACUGAUAGUUUAUGGAAGGCAAGAAGAGAGCAAAGAAAGCACAAGAAAGUGGGGAUGGGAGAAAUUACAAUCGUUUCGUGGGAAGAAUGGAUCAGAGAUAUUGUUUGGGAAGAUGUAGACCAAAAACAAGCGGAGAAAGAGAAUGAGGAUAGCGAGGAAGAAAAUGGGGAAGGUAGUGAUAAAGAGCUCGAUGAAACAAUAUCAACUAUUUCAAGCACCAAAUCCGAGCAAGAGCGUCCGCACUCUGCAGCCUCAUCUUGUUCUAUCAAAUCAUUAUUGUCGAAUUUAGACAAUAUGGCAUGGCCACUGCCGGCAGAUAGGCUUCCGUUCCCAACGAAAGACGGUGAGGCUACCCAUUCGGCUGAGGUUAAUAGUUAUGCGGAAGAAACCUGGGCCAGGUCGGGAUCGAGGGCAAUGGCAGCGCCAACAAUGACAAUUUAA